CUCGGUAAAUGUUCAGCGAUUUAGACUAUCGUAAUAGAUUGCUCAUUCCGGUUGAGGGUACAUACUAUUUUCGAAAGACAUUUGCAUGAGGCUUGUCAGCGUAUAGAAUAAUUGAUUCAUAUUGCAAAUUAAACGAUUCGCGGUAUCAGUAUAAGUAUAAAAAUGACUCCGGAAUUUGUAAUUCAAUGGACUAAAUUAUCAAUUUGGAUUGUAUUCACGUGGCCAGAGAGUUCGAAAUCAACACCAGUUGGCGUAAUUAUUCAGAAGAUUAAGUGGUGGAGUUUUUGGAUUUUUUCCGUAUCGCAAACGAUGCUAUCAAUUUAUACAACAUUUAACAUGCGAGAUAGUUUUGGGCUAUUUAUCCGCAAUGCAUUCAACGUAUUCUGCUUGGCUCAAGUCGUGUGUAGAAUGGUUAUUGGAAAAUAUCAUCAUCGACGAUUUCAGUAUUUGAUUGAAGAGAUGGAAACAUUUGUGAAGGCUGCCAACGCCCACGAAAGAGAAGUAUUUUCAAGCUGUUUAAAACGAGUAUUUCCUCUUCAUGUGAUCUAUAACUUGAUGGCCAUCAGUGCGACGCUGAGCUAUAUACUUGGCCCUUUCACACUGGAUCGCCUAUUACCGAAUAAUUUUGUUUAUCCAUUUGCUGUGGAUAAACAUCCUACAUACGAUAUUAUGUUUGUAAUGGAAAGCACAGGAGCUAUGCAAUGCGCCUCCUCGACAGCUGUUAUCUGUCAAGUGAGUCUUCUCCUUUGGUAUGGAACCGUACAACUUGAACUUCUCGCGGAGAAAAUGAAAAAAGUCCGCAAUGUUCAGGAGCUUAAAGCGUACAUUCAUAUGCAUCAUCAUAUACUUUGGUAUAUUGAUGAAGCCAAUAAAACCGUUCGUCCCGUAGUUAUGACAACAAUUGCAAUGGCUACUAUGUCCAUUCUGUGUGGUGAAAUAACUAUAAUUGGAAAUGGACCCAAAGUUGAAAAACUACAGUUUAUCAUGAUUGUAAUUGCGUACUCAAUAGAACUUCUCUGUGUUGCAUGGGCUGCAGAGAAUUUAACUACAGCGUGCGAACAAGUGGGGUGGGCUUUGUAUGAUUCCUCGUGGUUUCAAAAUUCGAAAGAAUUGAACAGCGCAGCACUUUUCGUGAUGCAGAAAUGUCAAAACCCGUCGGUAGUUUCCAUCGGUGGAUUGGUGCCGAAAUUAUCCAUGAACUAUUAUGCAACGUAUAUGUCAGCAACCUAUUCAUUUUUCACUACGCUGCGUGUCGUCUUCCGAAAAAUCGAGAACGAGUUGUAAAAUAAUUCAAUUCAAUGCAAAACAGCCUAGAUAUAAAUCUUUGUAGCUAUUUUUUUCUAUAUGAUAGUUAUAAAUUUAUUUAGUUAUGUAGAGAAUGUACAUGGAAAAACAUAAGCAAUGUAUUAAUUUUUAAUAAAAUGACUUGUCAAUGAUA
This is a messenger RNA of Diachasmimorpha longicaudata, 1438 nucleotides long. RefSeq names its product putative odorant receptor 85d. The record is from RefSeq and is a predicted model, not a curated record. Gene Ontology annotation, cellular component: plasma membrane. The transcript has 6 exons. Gene Ontology annotation, molecular function: olfactory receptor activity; odorant binding. Gene Ontology annotation, biological process: sensory perception of smell; detection of chemical stimulus involved in sensory perception of smell. The coding region runs from base 163 to 1284 and encodes 373 amino acids. NCBI's taxonomy places the organism in Eukaryota, Metazoa, Arthropoda, Insecta, Hymenoptera, Braconidae.